Triticum urartu is the source of this 588-nucleotide messenger RNA. NCBI's taxonomy places the organism in Eukaryota, Viridiplantae, Streptophyta, Magnoliopsida, Poales, Poaceae. The record is from RefSeq and is a predicted model, not a curated record.
AUGAACGAACAUAUAGAAGGAAAAGAGAAUAAAGAACGAACAGACACCGGAGGCCAGUACUGUGCCGGCCCAAUAGUAGCGAGGGGAGCGAACCACCGACGCGAGAAAAAGCGCUGCCCCAAUCAGCUACGCCUCGCUUACUGCGAGACGGACGUUCGCCUCGCCCCAACAAUCGAGGAGCACAACAACAUUCGGAAAAGAAGGAUUGAUCCUGACUCUGAAAUCACAUGGGAGGAAUACAAGUCCAUGAAAUUUACAUCUCAUGUCAUACAUGAAGCAUUAAGGCUGGCUAACAUUGCUCCCUUAAUGUUUAGAAAAGCAACAGAGGAAGUUCAUAUUAAAGGUUACACUCUUCCAAAAGGAUCAAAGAUCAUGGUUAAUCCUUCUAGCAUUUAUCUGGAUCCUACGGUUUACAAGGAUCCUAGUGUGUUCAAUCCCUGGAGGUGGAAGGAUACUACUGAACCAGCUGGUGGCUCCUCAAAGGAGUUCAUGGCCUUUGGAGGCGGGCUACGAUUAUGUGUUGGUGUCGACUUUGCUAAGCUACAAAUGGCCAUAUUCCUGCAUUGCUUAGUUACCAAAUAUAGGUGA